AUGGGUGCCUUGUACCUGAAAUUGUUCAGUGGUUGGUGCUUUACUUCAAAUAGUAUGUGUCAUAAUGGUGGGAGAAUUGUGCUUGCUUGGAAACCUGGUGAGUUUCAGGUAAACCCUAUUUUCUGCUCUAGUCAACUGAUUCAUUGUGAAAUUAGUCUUAAGAAUGGUACUAAAUUCUGGAGCUCAUUUAUAUAUGCUCAUAAUACUCAAAAAGAAAGAUUGGUACUAUGGAAUGACUUGUGUGAUCUUACUGCAAGGAUUACUGGUCCUUGGAUCCUCAUGGGUGACUUCAAUUGUGUUCUGAAUACUGAUGAAAGGGUGGGUAGCCAUGUGAGAUUGAAUGAAAUACAGGAUUUUCAGAACUGUGUCAAUACUUGUGGUUUAGAAGAUGCUAAGUCCAGUGGUAAUUUCUACACCUGGAAUAAUAAACAGCAGGGUGAUUGUAGGGUUUUCUCUAAGUUAGAUAGGGUUUUGAUUAACCAUCUAUGGAGCUGUCAGUACCCUAAUACUGAGGUUUGCUUCAAAAAUGAAGGGUAUUUUGAUCAUUGUCCUGGUGUGGUGGCUGUGUUCCCUCACUUAGCAGUGGGCAAGAAACCUUUCAAGUUCUUUUCAAUGUGGCAACAAGCCCCUCAAUAUAUGGAGAUUGUGAGUACUGCUUGGGGCUGUGCAUACCAGGGGACUAAAAUGUUCCAACUGAUUCAGAAGCUCAAAAAUGUGAAAAAUGCUUUGAAAAGGUUAAACAAAGAUGGCUUUGGUGAAAUUGAGGCAAGGGAGUUGGCUGCUUCUAAACAUCUCAAUGAUCUGCAAGCUGCUUUACACCUUAACCCUUCAAGUGAGGAUCUGGCUUCAAUGGAGAAAAUUGCUCACCAGGAAUACUUGGUAACUCAUGCAGCCUAUCUCAACUUCCUUUCUCACAAGGCUAAGUUAGAAUGGGUCAAAGGUGGGGAUGACAACACUGCUAUGUUCCACAGGGCUAUCAGACACAGACAGGUUCAUAACUCUAUCUUUUCUAUCAAGGAUAUGUAUGGUAAAUGGAUAUAUGAGCCUGCAAAGGUUCCUGCUACCUUUCUUGAGUAUUACAAAUGGUUGUUGGGGUCCAAAAAUCCCAUUAGAACUACAGUUAAACAGACUGUGGUUAAUAAAGGCCCUCUGGUUGAUGAUGCUAUGAGAUGCUUGCUUCUUAGCUCUUAUUAA
This is a messenger RNA of Spinacia oleracea (spinach), 1194 nucleotides long. RefSeq lists its product as uncharacterized. Lineage: Eukaryota; Viridiplantae; Streptophyta; Magnoliopsida; Caryophyllales; Amaranthaceae. The transcript has a single exon. Bases 1 to 1194 code for a protein of 397 amino acids. The record is from RefSeq and is a predicted model, not a curated record.